AUGGAAAGGAUUGAGCAAAACCAGACUGCCAUGCAGGAGAAGAUGGCUCAAGUGAGAGCCCAACUGGGGCAACUCAUGGACAUCAUGCAGAACAUCAUCCAUCGACAAGAAGAGAAUCUCCAGGCUAAGCCAGGGACCAAUGUCAACAUGAAUGUUGCUAAUCCUAUCAUAGGGAAUGGGAUCCCGGUCAUCAAUCAGGCCCAUGUGGAAGGGAUGCCUAACAAUCCAAAUGAUGCCCACACUUACCAUGUCCCUAUCCAGGGAGGUUCCCAAGCUGGUACAGAAGACCAUGAUGGAGACUUCUUCAUGCCUAGGAAUGAGUCAGUGUAUGAACCUUUCGGGCCACAUCAAAAUGAACUUGAAAGGAAGCUCAAGAUGAUGGAUGAAAGAGUCCGAGCCAUUGAGGGCCCUAACACCUUCGGGCUGGAGGCUGCUGAUAUGUGCUUAGUCCCAGGGAUCAAGAUCCCAGCUAAGAUCAAGGUACCUGCUUUCGAGAAAUACCAGGGAAACACCUGCCCCAAGACCCAUGUCAGGUCUUACUGCAGGAAAAUGGCUGCGUAUUCAAGACAGUCUCAGCGGAGCAUCCCUCGAAUGGUACAUGCAGCUUGA
Lathyrus oleraceus (garden pea) is the source of this 609-nucleotide messenger RNA. RefSeq lists its product as uncharacterized. Bases 1 to 609 code for a protein of 202 amino acids. Lineage: Eukaryota; Viridiplantae; Streptophyta; Magnoliopsida; Fabales; Fabaceae. The record is from RefSeq and is a predicted model, not a curated record. The transcript has a single exon.